GCAGCGACAGUCGACAGUCGCGAGCAGACGCACACGCACGGGCCGGCAUUUGACUCACUGGAGCGGCGCGGAUUGGAGUACUCCAUCAACACAUCAGCCGUCAGGUUGUCACCCAUGGAUAGGAGGCGUCGAGGAUGACGAUAGACGCGUUGCUGGCGCUGCUGAUGCCGCUUGCCCUGGUCCUGGCGCUCAACGACAACGACACCCAGCCAACCGGUGAGCCCGCCCACCACCUGCAGCAGCAGACUGACGUUCCCAUUGAAGUGGGGUUUAAUCCAGUUAAGAACGCAACGGCUUUCAACCUCAAAUUUCGUGACGUCGUAGAGCGAGACGAGGACUGGAGUUGGGGUGAACAGGACAAAGAAGAUGGAAACAAAACUACGUGCAUCGUCGUUUCCUGGGGCGUACGGAAGGAUGGGCUUCUGCUAGUGCGUUGUGGCCGCAACGAGGGCGACUAUCGUAUGGGCAAAAGCACACAGAAGGGGAAUCGAACCAAGCGGGACAGCUCGGCGAGGUGGAUUGGUUAUAAGUACGACCUGAAGUUGGUGCCCGCGGCGAAUAAGACUGAAGAGAAUCUUUUCUGUGGUAGCUUCCAAUGUGAUUCUGGAGAGUGUUUAAGAAGAGACGACGUUUGUGACACCGUAGAAGACUGCUCUGACGGAUCGGACGAGAAAAACUGUAAAGAUCCUACCCAACUGAGUGGAGCCCAAGCCGCACAACUGCUCAAGUUUGGCUCCGUCGUUUAUCCGAAAAGAAACAAGACGGCGAGCAGCAACAUCGGUGAUGAGGGAGGAGCGGCGAGCACGGCAAGCAGCAACACCGGUGCCGUCACGGACGAUGAAGACGACGCGGCGAGCACGGCGAGCAGCAUUACCGGUGCCGUCACGGACGGUGAAGGCGACGCGGCGAGCAACACCACCGACGCGAACACGGUCGAUGAAGGCAACCAAGAGGGCAAUGAAAGUAACCCGGAGAUCAGCAACAACCGAAACAUCAGGGAUGUUGGAUACGAUGAAGACGUCGAGGGUGACCUGGCAAGCAACACCACCGACUAUUACUUCUGGGACGGUGGAGGCGACAGCAGGGGGAUCCGUGCGGCCAGAGACGUUGACCUGACGGGCAACAAGACCAGCAGCGAAACGGACGAUGACAUGGGCACGGCGAGCAACAACACCGGUGCGAACACGGUCGAGGAAGGCAACGAAGAGGACAACCUCACCGGUAUCGUCGUCUCAAAAGGCGUUCUCCGCGAUGGUAUCGUACUAGUGCUAUUGAGCAAUAAGAGUAUAGCUCAGUACAGGAUGGACAAUUGGACGCACGGCCAGCACGACCUUGGGGUGAUAUCCAUCGAGGGUCCUAAGCCGGAGUCAUUAGACUGCUCACCUUACAAAACUUGUAACAAUGAGGUCUGCAUGAGGCAGAGUGAUGCUUGUAACAAGUUCGACGACUGUGGUGACAACUCAGACGAGGCAAGCUGUGACUAUGAGAAAAAAUCAAAAGACGGUUCUAAGCUGGAGCCUGGUUGGGAGAAGGAGAUCGCCGCCGGCGCGUCUUUCGUUGUCAUCCUGGUAGCCCUGGCAGUGGUGUGGUAUUUGCGUCGUAGACGACUGUUGAGGUGGCCGAGCACACCCUCAUUGAUACGUAAUCCGAUGUAUGACCCAACCGAUGUCACGUCCAAAUCUAGCCAACGGGACGUUGCAAUCAUUGACAAAAAUGACAUCACCUUUGACCAGGAGGGAAACUUGCUGGGGAGUGGAAAUUUCGGCAUGGUGUUUAAGGCUCAGCUGACAAAGCCGAACUGCACCCCACUGACCGUGGCUUUGAAGAAACUCAAGGAGCGUGCGACAAAUGCAGACGAAGAAGACUUCAAAAGGGAGGUGGAUAUAAUGACCUCGUUCGACGACCCAAACAUCGUGCAGCUAGUCGGGGUAGUGCAUAAGGACCCCGAGACCACGCCGCCCACCGUAUUGUACAUUGUAUUCGAGUACAUGCUCUAUGGAGACUUGCAAAAGGUCCUAAGAAGCUCUAAGCAGGGCCCAAUUCCGGGCCUACCCCCACUAACCGGAGGCACCCUGGUGAGCGUCGCGCUGCAGGUCGCCCGGGGCAUGCGCUACUUGGCAGAGCGGCGCUUCGUGCACCGUGAUCUGGCGGCCAGGAACUGUCUGGUCGGCGAGAACCUCACCGUCAAAAUCGCAGACUUUGGCAUGAGCAGGGACAUCUACAUGGAAGACUACUACAGGAUUCGGACACAUGGGCAAAUACCCGUACGGUGGAUGGCCCCCGAGACACUUCACGAUUACUGCUACACCUUAAUGUCGGAUGUAUGGAGCUACGGAGUGCUGCUUUGGGAAGUCUUCACUGCGGGUCAAACCCCAUACUACCAGUACAACAACCAACAGGUAAUUGGAUUAAUUCAAAACCAUAUACUGCUGCCGGUAUCGGAAUGCACUGACUGUCCUCAAAAGGUCAUUGACGUGAUGAGAGGCUGCUGGAAAAAGAAGCCGGAAACUCGUCUUAGAUUUACCAAGAUCUGCGCGCGUCUGGAGAAUGCGUACAAGGAUUUUUUUGUUUCGGUUGACAAUGAGUACUAUCAGCAGGAAUUAAGUGGGGAUGUGCCUCGACGGGGCGAUAUUCCAGGGACAUCUUGUUGCGCGAAUAGUUGUAGGAAAAUACUCUAGUAUAUAGAUAAAAAUGUA
This is a messenger RNA of Frankliniella occidentalis (western flower thrips), 2696 nucleotides long. RefSeq lists its product as uncharacterized. Gene Ontology annotation, molecular function: ATP binding; transmembrane receptor protein tyrosine kinase activity; neurotrophin binding. Gene Ontology annotation, biological process: cell surface receptor protein tyrosine kinase signaling pathway; positive regulation of kinase activity; protein phosphorylation. The coding region runs from base 135 to 2678 and encodes 847 amino acids. The transcript is spliced from 11 exons. Lineage: Eukaryota; Metazoa; Arthropoda; Insecta; Thysanoptera; Thripidae. The record is from RefSeq and is a predicted model, not a curated record. Gene Ontology annotation, cellular component: signaling receptor complex; axon; membrane.